This is a messenger RNA of Cuscuta campestris, 1438 nucleotides long. Lineage: Eukaryota; Viridiplantae; Streptophyta; Magnoliopsida; Solanales; Convolvulaceae. The record is from the annotation of a GenBank genome assembly.
GUUUGAGAGUAAAGCGAUCAUGGGCUCUUCUUCUAGAAAUCUCUAUGCAGGAAUUGGAGAAGGUCAAUCAACCUCUAGGCCACCACUCUUUGAUGGCACCAACUAAUCUUAUUGGAAGGAACGGAUGAGAAUCUAUAUUCGUUCCACCAACUUCCAAUUGUGGUUGGUGAUCAAAAAUGGCGAAGAAAUCCCUAUGAAGAAAGUGGGAGAAACCACGGUCCCAAGGACCGAAAACGAAUUUGAUGCCGAGGACAUCAAGAAGAUCGAAAACUAUGCAAAGGCCAUCAACAUGCUAUAUUGCGCGGUCAACCCCGAUGACUACCGAAAGAUCUCCUGUUGCACAACCGCCAAGGAGAUGUGGGACAAGCUUGAAGUGAUGUACAAAGGUACCGAUCAAGUUCGCGAAGCCAAGAUCGACUUCCUCACCCAAGAGUACGAAAUGUUCCGGAUGAAAGAAGGUGAGAAAAUUGAUGACAUGUUCGACCGGUUCUCAAAGAUCAUCAACGAUCUUCAUGCUCUCAAAAAGAGCUACACCAACAAGGAUCUUGUGAGGAAAAUCUUGCAGAGUCUCACACCCGAAUGGAGGUCAAAAGCUGAUGCAAUCUACGAAUCCAUCGGAGUCUCCAACGUCACCAUCGACGGGCUAAGAGGUAAUCUUACCUAUGAAUCUACUAUUCUAACCCUGUCUUUGGAUGAACAAAAGAAAAAGGGGAUAGCUCUCAAAGCCACCAAGGAACCGGUGGAAGAGGCUUCAAGCGAUGACGACAAUGAAUUCGGGCUCGUCAUCAAAAAGUUCCACAAGUUCAUGAAGAAGGAAUUUGAGCGAAAGGGAAGGAAGCACGACGGUCCUCCCAAAUGCUACGGCUGUGGCGAGAUUGGCCACAUCAAGCCAAGGUGUCCAAAGGCCAAACACGGCAAGGACAAGCCUGGCUUCAAGAAGCAAAGGGCCUACAUCUCUUGGGGUGGCGAUUCCGGCGACGAAUCAACCGACCAAGAGGAGGACGAAGCUGCAAAUCUCUGCCUCAUGGCACACGAAGAUCAAAGCGACGACGUCCAAGAGGGAAAAUUUGAUGCCAAGUCGGACGAAGGGAUUUUUCUUGGCUAUUCUCUUCGCAGCAAGGCCUAUCGAGUAUUUAAUAAACGUACUUUGACUAUUGAGGAGUCCCCUCAUAUUGUAUUUUCCGAAGAUAAUGCUCGCUUGGUGAGAAAGGCUAUUUGUGAUGAUCUUGCAGAUUCACUAGAGAGAGUACACCUUGAAGACGAUGAAGAAGACACACCAUUAUACACCAACCCGCAACCACAACCUGAGGAAACAAGAGGAAACCCAGGAACAAGAGGAGACCGAAGCUAAAGGCUGGAAAAAAAGAGCUAGAUGUUGAAAGAAAUUGGCAGGAACGGAAAGAAACUGGAAGAAUUGAAAGAAACUAGAAGAAAUUGG